Molecule: messenger RNA, 1389 nt
Organism: Penicillium alfredii
Lineage: Eukaryota; Fungi; Ascomycota; Eurotiomycetes; Eurotiales; Aspergillaceae
Product: putative inositol 5-phosphatase
Exons: 1
Coding region: 1-1389 (462 amino acids)
Biological process (GO): phosphatidylinositol dephosphorylation
Molecular function (GO): phosphatidylinositol-4,5-bisphosphate 5-phosphatase activity
Source: RefSeq, a predicted model, not a curated record
AUGGCCAAUCUGAAUAUCUACAUCCUAACAUUCAACUGCGCCCGCAACCUAAUCGACAUCGGCCUCUUCGCCCAACAUUGCUUUGAUGUGCUCCCCACUGCGGGGAGCUUUCAAGCCCCCGAGCUGAUAGUCCUGUCCCUCCAAGAGAUCGCGCCCGUCUCUUACUCCUUUCUAGGAGGAACGUAUCUCGUCCCCUAUUUCGACGCAUUCUGCCAGGCAGUCAGCCAAGCUGCGGCGAAGCAAUGGGACGAACACUACGUGAAUCUAGUGCAAGAGAAUACAGGCAUGACGGGGUUGAUGGUCUUCGCGCGUGCCGAUAUCAGGGACAGAAUUGCGGGGAUCGACACGGCUCAUGUCGGGUUUGGGAUCCACGAAAUGGGGAAUAAGGGUGCGGUGGGAGCGCGUCUCGGCUACAUCGUUGAUACACAGUCGUCCCAGACCACGGAUUUGACGUUUGUCGCGGCGCAUCUCGCUCCCAUGGAGGAUGGGUAUAAGCAACGGAACCUGGAUUGGCAGAGUAUUGUUGAGCGAUUAGUGUUCUCCGAGCACCAAGAUCCGAAACGGACGGGUCUGGGGCAGAGAGCAGAGCCUGAUGCAGAUGAGCACACAUCCUUAUUGACCGACCCUGCCUCAUCGCCGGCUGCAAAGAGCCCCUGCCGCGACCUUUUCGCUCCCGACGGCUACCUCUUUCUGGCGGGAGACUUGAACUACCGCACCUCGAACACCGGGCCUCUGAAGGAAGACGUGGGUCGAUUUCCGCGACACGAUGCCCACCCCGACAGCCCAUCACACUAUUCGCGCCUCUUGAAAGAGGACCAGCUGAUGCGCGAGAUGCGGCAGGGCAAAAGCUUCCAUGGACUAUCCGAAGCCCCGAUCAACUUCCCUCCCACAUAUAAAUACUCGAACACCGCUCGUGAAGCAGCCCGUCUGGGCCUAGACACCCAGGGCGAGGAAUGGAAAUGGUCGAGUCAUCGAUGGCCCAGCUGGUGCGAUCGAAUCUUGUAUCUCGACACGCCAUCAUCAACAGCAGACAGUAGUCGGGGACGCGUCACACCGCAUGUCUACAAUGCACUGCCUCUGCUACCACUGUCAGACCAUCGCGCCGUUGCUCUGGCUGUGUCGGUGUCUCUGAAGCCCCGUGGCGACGGAGGAACAGGAGAAGGAGAAUCGGGGGAUACACAUCACAUGAGCACCAAAGCCCAAGCCGUAGCCCCGUUCUCGAUCGAUCCCCACUGGAGGCAGCGGCGUGAUGUGGCCCGACGAAAGGAGGUUGUGGUGGGGUUGGUUGCAUAUCUGGGUAUGACCUGGGAGGGAAAUGGGCUGCUGCUUGCAUCGACGAUUGGGGUUGUUGGGGCGUGGUUUGUUCUGCGGUCUCUGUUGGAGGUUUGA